AUGCCAUCCACUCCAUUUCCUGAAAAUUCUGUUAACUGGGAAGUGUAUCUCGAUUCAGAUACCGAUGUAUCCCAAUCUAAGAAUGACAAUAAUUCAACCAGUGUGUUCGAAAAUUUAGUUUCAGAAAACCGCGAUAUAGAACAAUUUACAAUGCCAGUAUCUGAAACAGAAAAUUCUUUUGUUCCGAAAAAUUCUUUUAAUCUCCGCGAAAUUCCACUCGAAGCUGAUGGUGGCUUUAACUUAAUAUCCAACGACUUUUUUCCUAUUGAAUUGAUCGAAAAUAUGCCAACCAUUGAUAAUAGAUUUAGUGAAAAAUUUGAAAUUAUUGAUGCAAAUUCACAAUUUAGCUUCAAUAAUAAUUCUUUCGAAUUCUUCGAAGCUUUUAUUUUCGGUGAAUCAAUUAAUACAACAGUUACAUUUCAACCAGAACAAGAAGCAUUAAUUUUCGAUCAAGAUAGUUUUUUGUUCGAGCAGCAAGAACCAUUAAUAUAUGACCCGGAAAUAGAAUAA
Molecule: messenger RNA, 510 nt
Organism: Ambispora leptoticha
Lineage: Eukaryota; Fungi; Glomeromycota; Glomeromycetes; Archaeosporales; Ambisporaceae
Source: the annotation of a GenBank genome assembly